GUGUCAUUGACUGCAUGUUGGGACACGUCCGGAUGCACGUUCAUCACUGACGGGUCAACUGACCGCAAGAAUCGGCUAGUGAUGAACUCCUUGGCGGUCGGGGAGCAAGGGGCAUUCCUUGUGGCGACAAUGACAAUGAUGGAGAGGAAGACGAAUGCCCCGACAUUGGCGAGGUUGUGGGAGCAGGUGACGAGGGAGAUUGAAUUGAAAUGCAUCAACGCCAUCUGCACCGACAACGCAGAGGUGAACAGGAAGGCGACACAAAUCCUAGAAUGGCGCAAGGACAAGGAGGUGGCCAAGAUUCCUUGGUUUCCUUGCGGGCCACAAUGCUGCAAUUUCCUACUGAAGGACUUGACCAACCUGUCGUGGAUCAAAGGCAUUGUGAAGACCGCAAACACGAACGACAGCGGGUACAUUGAUGUGUUGGGUUCCUUCUUCGAGCCGCUGAUGGAGCCAGAGAAGAAUGAUGGAUCCGUGUUGUCGGGCCCUGCUGAGGAUGCUGCAAAGAAAGAGGAGGAGGAGGAGAGGCGAAGGAGAAUGGUGAAGGCUCCAAGAGCCAGAAUUCCCAAAGACCUUGUGGAUUUUGACUCCAGCGGCAUCAGCAAGCUCGAGGAUCUCGUGUGGAAGGGCAAGUGUUGGAACGAGUCAUCAUCGGAGGACUGCAGCGAGGAGGAGGCAGGGGACGCCAAUUUUGAGCUCCUUGAGGCACCAACUGUCCCAACAACCACAUAUGUUGGCACGCGUACACAAGGACGAGAGAGGGAUCUUAAGGUGGAGACAACGCCGGUCGUCAAUACAGCGGAUAUGGGUGUCGGGUUUUUGCUGCACCCCCACGACGAUCCGAACGAGGAGGAGGCCACACGUGCUAAGGCAAUGGUGGACAAGGAUGCUGAACUUGCGGACAGGCGAAUGCGUGCGGAGGAGGCCCGUCGUGCUGCGCUCCCUACCCCCAGGGAGAGGGAGAGACACAGUGCACAACUCGACAAGAACAUUGAUGAGACGGUGAAGGACGUGGACAAGGAGGACGGGGAGAAGAAUGUAAUGCAUGAAGAAGAGAAUGUGGUGCAGCAGGGCGGUGACAAAGGGCAGCGAGCGGACGAACCAUCUACGCACCAGAAGAUGGGGGUUCUUAAUCCAGCAAUGGAGAAGAGCGGGCAACAGCAGGAGGAGGCUUCGGAGGCAGCGAGAGAGCAGCCUGCUGGGGGUGUGGUGGACAAGCGCAGGCCCUGCCCACACGCGAGACAACAAGUGGGAGUGGAGGAACAAAACACUGGCCAGCAGGCCACAAUGAGUGAGCAGCAGGAGCAGCUGGAGGAGCAACAGGCUGCAGAGGAGAUCGGCACGCCCCCAUUCCCCGCAGAGAAUGAGGCUCUGCAGCAUGACAACCUAUUGAAGAACAGGGCAGGGAGAAAGAGGAAGCCACCCCUGGAGGAGUCCCCAACAGCGCCCGGGGCGACCCCGGAAGGCCCAAAAAGAAAAGACAGUUACAAAAUCCCCGAGGCACCAUGGACGCCACAAGGCAUAGGCUCACAAGAAGGUUGUCGUUAGUGAGGAUGACCCGGAUAGCGAUGCCAAUGCCCCACAAUCUGACGAGGAGUGCAGCCCAUGCGA
Messenger RNA from Chara braunii, 1611 nucleotides. Lineage: Eukaryota; Viridiplantae; Streptophyta; Charophyceae; Charales; Characeae. The record is from the annotation of a GenBank genome assembly.